Messenger RNA from Gordionus sp. m RMFG-2023, 1932 nucleotides. RefSeq names its product retinal guanylyl cyclase 2-like. The coding region runs from base 314 to 1843 and encodes 509 amino acids. Gene Ontology annotation, molecular function: guanylate cyclase activity; protein kinase activity; ATP binding. Gene Ontology annotation, cellular component: plasma membrane. The record is from RefSeq and is a predicted model, not a curated record. The transcript is spliced from 14 exons. Gene Ontology annotation, biological process: receptor guanylyl cyclase signaling pathway; cGMP biosynthetic process; intracellular signal transduction. NCBI's taxonomy places the organism in Eukaryota, Metazoa, Nematomorpha, Gordioida, Chordodea, Parachordodidae.
GGGACCACAUAAGAUUAUAAUUUUGCCAUCAGAUCUGGAUUUCAAUAAUUUGUCCAUUACCAAUUUCAAAUCUAAAAUAAUUGAAGAAGGAUCCAAGCCAGAAAAUAUAGCUAAUGAGAGCAAAGAAAUAGAUGCAAAUGGUUCGGGUCAUUUAUUAAAAGCCACUACAAAUGCGAUAUCUCCUAAUCAAAGUACCUUAAUCAAUACGGCUAUUAAAAUAGACAAGCAAAAUGUUAAUACCUCUGCAUCAAGUAAAUUGAACAAUUCAAUUCCAGUAUUGGGUCCUCAUCAAGGAUUCCAAUUAGCCAGAUAUAUGGGGGAUAUCGUCAUAAUUCGACCUACUCCAAUCAAAGGAUCGCAUAUCAAGAGUAAAACAAUGCGAGUAUUAAGAAUGAUACGAGAUUUAAGGCAUGAGAAUAUUAACAAUCUUAUUGGUAUAUAUUUGAAACCAGAACCACCUCAUUCUCUAGUUUGGGAAUACUGUAGUCGCGGAAGUGUAGAAGACAUUAUCAAAGCAGAAAAUAUCAAACUAGAUUGGCAGUUUAAGGUUUCAUUGUUAACUGAUUUAGCCAAAGGAAUGAGAUAUAUUCACUCAAGUCCUAUACGAUGCCAUGGAAAUUUAAAAUCAAGGAAUUGUGUUAUUGAUAGUAGGUGGGUUUUGAAAGUAACGGGUUAUGGUAUGACAUAUUUAUCGGAAGUUGAAGAUUUUCGUAUAGAAAAAAGUCUGGAGGAUUUAUUGUGGGUUGCCCCGGAAUUAUUAAGAGAUCCUAUUUUGAUGGCAAAAGGAACACAAUCCGGUGAUAUAUAUAGUUUCGCUAUUAUUGUGCAAGAAUUAAUAGUAAGAGGGCCCCCAUUUAAUAAUAGCAACAUCACAACGGAAGAAAUUCUUCGCAAAAUUCAGAAACCUCCUCCUUUAAUUCGUCCCAACGUAUCAAAACAAGAUGCGCCACCACAAGCUAUUCAGUUAAUGAAACAAUGCUGGGCAGAACCACCUAAUAUGAGACCAGAUUUUAAUCAAAUUUUGGAACAACUAAAAACUACUAUUCAAGGAAGAAAAACCAACAUAGUUGAUACUAUGUUUAAAUUAUUGGAAAAAUACUCGAGUAACUUAGAAGAAAUAGUACAAGAACGAACUAUGCAAUUAGAAGAAGAGAGAAAAAAAACGGAAGCAUUACUUGAAAAAAUGUUACCUAAAUCUGUAGCUGAUAGUUUAAAGAUGGGAAAACGAGUAGAUCCUGAAAGUUAUGGAGAAGUGACAAUAUAUUUCAGUGAUAUUGUCGGUUUUACGACUAUCUCUGCUGAAAGUACCCCAUUUGAAGUCGUUGAUUUUUUAAAUGAUCUUUAUACCUGUUUUGAUUCCGUCAUUCAAAACUAUGAUGCCUAUAAAGUUGAAACUAUUGGAGACGCUUAUAUGGUUGUUAGUGGAUUACCUGAGCGAAAUGAAGAAAGGCACGCUAUCGAAAUAGCUACGCUUUCAUUAGACUUAUUACAUAGCGCCGGCACAUUUAUAAUUCGUCACAAACCUGAUAUUCGUUUAAAAUUAAGAAUAGGAUUGCACACAGGACCUUGCGCUGCUGGUGUUGUAGGUUUGACCAUGCCUAGAUAUUGUUUAUUUGGUGAUACUGUUAAUACCGCUUCAAGGAUGGAAUCGAAUGGAAAACCUUUGAAAAUCCAUAUAAGUUGGACACUACGGGAUAAAUUAGAAGCACUGGGCGGAUUUGACAUAAAAUAUCGCGGAGAUAUACAAAUUAAGGGAAAAGGAUUAAUGAAAACUUAUUGGUUAUUGGGAAAAAAUGGAUUCGACAAAUCAUUGCCCACCUUAUCAGAUGAUGAUGAUAAAUAAAUUCAUCUAUUUCAAUUAGGCCAAAUCAUUAAAAUAAUAUAUGCAGAAAUAAUUUUUAAUAAUUUUUUAUAUUAGUAUAAAUUUGUAAA